GCAUCUACAGCUCACAUCCCACAUUAUUCCCAUACACAAGAGGCGGCUUUACUCAUUGGAAAAACUGGUUUGAGGGCUGUAUGACGAGGUCAAGCGAUGUGUGCCCAGCCCUUGGGAUAUGACAGCCCAGCCAGGAUGUGUACAAGCCGUGUGGAGUGAUGACAAGGGAGGGGCUUCUAACACAUUACCUGCAUAGGUGUGGAAGUUCGAGUCAGACCAGCUUACACAGCAGCCAGGCCGCCCAUUAAACAAGACAGAAAAAACCGUGACAGACGCCUGAGAACGUGAUGGAGGCUGCUGGGCUAAUGUGACUAGCUGUACGCUAGAGAACUCCUUCACCUUGUGUGCUCUACCUACAGUCUCAAGUAAUGGAUGACCAAAAACGGAGGACUCUGGUUCUGCAAGGUGACAAGAGCACCUGGAUUACUCCAUCAUGUCUUAACGAGCUCCUUCAGCUGAAAUCCUGCUACCCCUUGGCUCCUCUGGUAGUGGGGAACACAUUUAUUGGUCCUCCAGUUAAUUUAGUUGGAUCAUAUUAUCCAGUUAUAAUAUCUCCAGCAAGAGUCCCCGAGCUGAGCAUUGUGAAUUUUGCAGAGAAAGGUAUCACCAUCGGAGCAGCAUGCAGUCUGGCAAUGGUUCGAUCUAUUUUGUCUGAGGCUGUAUCUCAGUUACCACAGGAAAAAAGCAAGAUCUUCCGGGUCAUGCUCCAGCAGCUGUCAGCAAAGCACAUAAGAUGUGAAGCAUCCCUUGGGGGAAGCAUUUUAAGUGAAAGUUCUUCUUGGGAGCUGAACCCUAUCCUGGCUAUUGGAAACUGCACCUUUAAUCUUGCAUCAAAAGACAAGAGACGUCAAGUAACCUUAAAACAGUUGUUGUUUGAUGAGUCAGCAGCUUUGAGGGCAGAAGAGAUUCUUAUUUCAAUUAAUAUCCCCUUCUCUAAAAAGGGUGAAUUUGUUUCAGCAUUCAGGCAGCUGCAGAAGUGGGGAAGUACAGCUCCAGUUGACAUUGCUGCCAUGAAGGUCAAUUUGAAAGAAGGAACAGACUUAAUUAUAUCCAUAAAUAUUUAUUAUGGAGGAUCAGAAUCAGCCUGUAUUUUUGCAAAAUGUGUCAGUGAACACCUUGUUGGUAGGCACUGGAACGAGACAAUGCUUGAUGAUGCCUGUAAAUUAUUCCUGGAAGAGGUCCCAGUGAAAGAAUCAGCUUUAAUUGGGAUGAUGGAGAAUGAGAAAAUCCUGACUAUCAGCUUUUUCUUCAAGUUCUACCUUGAAGUGUCCAAGGAACUGAAGAAGACAAUGCACUUUCUACACAACGAUGUCCACGACAUUCACUAUGCCAGGUAUUCCUCAAACAGCAAGAAUUCAUUAAAUGGCUUUCAGCGGAGAACUACAAAUGGAUUCCAUGCUGAUCAUAGUGAAGAGUUUAGUAAUCUACACAAGGAUGAAUAUGAGCAGUCAGGAGCUUGUAAGACUCAUGUCCUACAAACGAUAGUAGAAGAAGAGUUUGAUGAUGAAGAAGACACAUCUGCUGUGGAGGGAGAACUUUUUCUAGCAUUAGUGACCAGCAACAGACAUCACGCUAAGAUCCUAUCCAUACAUAAAGAAGAUGCACUGAAAGUACCUGGAGUGAUUGAUAUAAUAACCUUGGCAGAUGUCCCGGGAAUAAACAACUCUGAUUUGUUUGCAGAACAUGAGGUAAAAUACAUUGGACAAGCUAUAUGUGCUGUAGUAGCAAAAACGCAGAACCACGCCAACCAGGCAGCAUCACGAGUCAGAGUGCAAUAUGAAGAGCUGGAGCCUGUUGUCCUUUCCAUUCAGGAUUCCAUAAAACACAAUUCAUUUUUUGAGCCAGUGAGAACAGUGGAAUAUGGAAAUAUGGAGGACGCUUUUAAAAGCGUGGAUAAUAUACUAGAAGGUGAGGACUAUAUAGGAGGACUGGACGAUCUUCACCUGGAAGCCCAGACUGUACGUGUCAUACCCAGAGUAGCAGAAAAUGAGCUGGAGGUGUUCAUAUCUACAAAGGAUCCAGCGUCCGUUCAGGCUGCAGUGGCAUCAGCGCUAAACAUGCCCUCUGAUUGCAUCUUGUGCUGCGUGGAGAAAAGUCGGGACUUACAGCACUCUCAUGCUGCAUCUCAGGCCGCUAUUACAGCAGUGGCUGCUCACAAAAUGGGCCAAGCAGUCAGCUCAGUUAUUGAGCGAAGAGUGAAGCUGCCGGCGUUAAGACCUCAGCCUGCAUUCUUUGGCAAAUACAAGGUGGGAUGUAUGAAUGAUGGAAGAAUUAUAGCAUUGGAUGUCACCUACUACUGCAAUGCUGGUCACAGGCCGGAUGAAUCUUUCAAGGUGCUUACUAUGUCCCUACUGAGUGCACAGAAUGCUUACUGCAUCCCCAACACCCGGUGCAAUGUUGCGGCAUGCAGGACAAACUUACCAGCAAAGUUGUUCUGUGCUGGAUAUGGAUUUUCACAGGCAGCUAUGCUCGCAGAGAUUUGGAUCGAUGCAGUGGCCGACAGAUGUGGUGUAUCACCUGAAAAGGUACGGCACCUAAAUCUACACAGAGAAAACAGUGAGACACCCUUUAUGCAGGAAUUUGAUGCAACUAACUUGUUGGGGUGCUGGGAUGAGUGUUUGGUGAAGUCUUCAUACCAUCAAAGGAGGAUUGCAGUAAGGGAGAGCAACAAACAGUGCACCUGGAAGAAGAGAGGCUUCGCUAUCAUCCCUGCCAUGCUUCCUGUUGGAUCUAUUUCAGACUUUAUCAAUCAGGCUUCUGUGCUCGUUCAUGUAAGUAAGGAUGGAUGGGUGCUGGUGACUCCGGCUGGAAAUGACAUAGAUCAAGAGACACUGACAAAACUGAUGCAGGUUGCCAGUCGAGAGUUGCGGGUACCAAUAUCAUAUGUCUUUGUCAGUGAAAUCAGCACAUCGGUUACUUCAGAUGCAUCUAGAAUGCCAUCUUCUGGAUCCACAGUCUACAUAAUGGCAGUACAGGAAGCGUGUCAGAUACUUCUCCAGCGUCUACAACCAAUCAUCAAUCUGAAUCCUGAAGCCACUUGGACAGAAUGUAUACAAGAAGCUUUCCGGCUAAGAAUCUGUCUUUCAGCAGCUGGCCAUUACAGAAUUCCUGAUUCAGUCUCUGACUGGGGGCCAGAAAAGAGUGUGGAAACACCAGACUUUAUAUUUGGAGCAGCAUGCACUGAAGUGGAGUUAGACUGUCGAUCAGGGAAUCAUAAGAAUAUAAGAACAGAUGUUGUAAUUGAUGUUGGCUCCAGUAUCAAUCAGGCUGUGAACAUUGAACAGAUUAAAUAUGCAUUUAUUAAAGGACUUAAACUGUACACAAAUGAUGACAUAAAAUACAAUCUUCAACCAGCCAUGAAUGGUGCCCAUCCCAAUGAAGACGACUCUCCAACCAACAAAAGGGAGCCUGAACAGUUCAAUGUAACUUUGCUUCCAUCAUCUCCAAAUCCAUAUGUGGGAUGUUCUCCUAAGGCAGUGGAAGAGGUGUCAGCCUUUCUGGGUUCUUCUGUGUUUUUUGCCAUUAAGGACGCUGUUUUGGCUGCCAGACAAUGUAUAGGUUUGCCUGGAACUAUCCUACUCCCUGUCCCAGCCCGACCUCAACACAUUCAAAUGGCUUGUGGCAACCACCUGAUAGAUGCAAAACAGACUUCAGAUAAACAAGAAUGGACUGUGGAUGACGACGUAUUUGAAAAUACCAAUAGUAAUGGGAGCUUUUAAGAGAACUCACAAAAAGGCCUAGUUAUGGUAACUAGGUUCAGAGGACUAUAUGCAAACACUACAAUGGGUGGUGGAUUUAUGGACUAACCUUCUGUAGGAAUUUAACAUAUUUCAGCUGCCUAGCAGGUUUUAUCAUGUUUAAAUUAGUUUUUGAAACAAUUUAAGCACAACUUAAAGACGUGAUAUGGACACGUGUGAUAUCAUGUGAAAUGUCUGUCAGGGUGUAAUACUGUUUUUCAUGAGGGGUCUUGUUCACAAUUUGCUAAUUUGUUUUUAUAUACCGUAACCUAGAAAUGAGCGAAGUUUUUAAAAAUUCCAUUAGGAUGCUUCGCUGAACUUCCACAAGAGAUUUGAUUAGUUACAAAUUACUUGUUCACGAAUUGCUUUCCAUUGUAUGGAGCGGGUGCAAUGACUGUGAACGGCGAUCGCACUGCUCUCCAUUAUUUAACCCCUCAGGUGCCGUGUUCAACA
This is a messenger RNA of Bufo bufo (common toad), 4190 nucleotides long. Its product is annotated as aldehyde oxidase-like. NCBI's taxonomy places the organism in Eukaryota, Metazoa, Chordata, Amphibia, Anura, Bufonidae. The transcript is spliced from 27 exons. Gene Ontology annotation, molecular function: FAD binding; iron ion binding; oxidoreductase activity. The record is from RefSeq and is a predicted model, not a curated record. Bases 369 to 3719 code for a protein of 1116 amino acids.